AUGUCUUUCGUCAACGGUCUCCCCAGUGCUGGAGAAGUCUACGAUGUUGUCGUGGUCGGCAGUGGCUUUGCGGGUUCUACCACAACCCUUCGUUUCCUCGAGGAGUGCGAGAGACUCGGGAAGUCUGGCAAGAUUGCGUUGAUCGAGGCCGGCAAGGAAGGAGAACGAUGUGGUGCCAGCAGAUGGACACAAGCAGUCCUUCGACUCACGGACGAUAAUGUCUUUGACCCAAAUUGGAAACACGUUAUGAAGGCAAGUAUCGACGAUCUCUAUCUUUUGAUUCCAAAGGUGGGGUUUAUGGGACUUAUUUUCCUGCACAGCGGCGGGCUUGCAGACCAAGCAUACUGCGAGAAAUUGGAGAAGGAGGCCCCGAUCUCGGUCGACUACAUCAAGGAGCGCGGCGUCAAACUGCACCAUCACUACGAAGAGAAUCUCUUGGUCCAGUUUAGCACCCGCCAGCACUUCUGCUAUCCCAUUGGCGGUGGACAUGCAAUCAUCAACACCCUCUUCGAUCACAUUCGAAAGUACCCCAAUGUCAAGGUCUUGUGGGAGACGACGGCCGAACAUCUCCUGCAAACCGAGCAAGGCGAGGUUUGUGGAGUGCGAGUCCGACAGGCUGAUGGAAAGCUAUCCAAGGUCUUCGGGAAGAAGGUCAUGCUGGCUUGUGGAGGCUUCGAGGGCAGCAAAGACCUGAUGGCCCAGUUUGUCGGCCCGCGCGUCGAACAUCUUCCCGUCAUCGCACCAGGGUUGAAAUACAACACGGGAUUCGGCCUGAAAAUGGGCAUGGAAGUCGGUGCCCAAGUUGCGGGAUCCAUGAACGGCCUCCAUUGUGAGAUGGUCGACUCUCGAACCACCAAGCCCGAUGCUGUCGUCUGGGGCCACAAUUUUGGUAUCGUAGUCAACAAAGAUUGCAAACGCUUCUAUGACGAGGGCAAAGAUUCACUCUUUGCCACCUUUGAGAUGAUUGCUCUGGAGGUUUGGAGAGGUAUGGCAUCAGACAUCACAUCCCUCGACCGGGCAUGUUUUCUGACAUUUUCUUUCUGGGACAUUAAGACCAAGACCAAGAGGCCUAUUUGUACGUCUUCUUCUUCUUCCCUCUUGAACUGGUCCAGAGUUCUGUAUCCGUUGGCUGAUCCGGACCUUAGUAUCACCGACAAGCCCAUCAUGGACCGUUUUCGACCAGGCUGGGUAUUCGAGACCACCGACCUGGAACCCGAAUCGAGCGACACGAUUGAAGGACUGGCCGAGAAACUCGGAAUCGAUCCCAAGGCACUCAAGAAGACCGUCGACGAGUUCAACGCGGCAACCAACGAUGCGCCUCUGGAUCUGCUCAAGCACGACGGAAAGUCGACGCGAGGGUAUGUAAAUCAUUUGUCUCUCCUGCUGGGGCUGCGGCUGCGGCUGCGGUAUCUAGGACCUCUGACUGUCACCACCACCACCACUGACACUCCAAUCUAUUAUAGCUUGACGCCCGAAAAGUCCAACUGGGCCGCUCCCAUCAAAGUGGCGCCCUUCUACGGCUUCCCCCUCAAAACCAACGUCACCUUCACCUUUGGCGGGCUCAAGACCGACCUCGACAGCCGCGUCAUCUCCAUCAGCGGCGCCCCGAUUCCCAACCUGUACUGCACGGGCGAACUCUCUGGAGUCUUCUACAACGAAUAUCCCGGGGCGGUGUCUGUCUUGCGGUCACUUACCUUUGGCCGUCUCGCGGGCCAAAAAUUUGCCCAGGAUCUCUAG
Molecule: messenger RNA, 1737 nt
Organism: Fonsecaea nubica
Lineage: Eukaryota; Fungi; Ascomycota; Eurotiomycetes; Chaetothyriales; Herpotrichiellaceae
Exons: 16
Coding region: 1-1737 (578 amino acids)
Source: RefSeq, a predicted model, not a curated record